Messenger RNA from Melanotaenia boesemani (Boeseman's rainbowfish), 1195 nucleotides. It is a transcript of the gene brix1, whose product is annotated as brix domain containing 2. Gene Ontology annotation, cellular component: nucleolus. The transcript has 10 exons. Gene Ontology annotation, biological process: ribosomal large subunit assembly; rRNA processing. Bases 36 to 1067 code for a protein of 343 amino acids. Gene Ontology annotation, molecular function: rRNA binding. Lineage: Eukaryota; Metazoa; Chordata; Actinopteri; Atheriniformes; Melanotaeniidae. The record is from RefSeq and is a predicted model, not a curated record.
UGCCAACCACGCGAGAUUUGCCUUUACUUAAGAACAUGGCGGCAUUCAAGAGAAAACGUGGAGGAAACAGACCAGUUCACGAAAAGGCAAAAAAGGUUAAAUUUGUUACAGACGGAGGUGAAACACCAGCUGAAGUUGAACAUGAGACGAUAAAUGAAGUCACAGUCCCAGCACCAGUUUCGCUGGGAAAAUGGACCAACAAGGAAAGGGUUCUUAUCUUUUCCUCAAGAGGAAUCAACUUCAGAACACGACACCUGAUGCAAGAUCUGAGAACAAUGAUGCCUCAUUCAAAAGCAGAUACAAAAAUGGACAGGAAAGACAAGUUGUUUGUUGUUAAUGAGGUCUGCGAAAUCAAGAACUGCAACAAAUGCAUCUUUUUUGAGGCCAAAAAGAAGCAGGACCUCUACAUGUGGAUUUCUAACUGCCCUCAUGGACCUUCAGCAAAGUUCCUGGUUCAAAACAUUCAUACUCUAGCUGAACUUAAAAUGACAGGAAACUGCCUGAAAGGAUCUCGGCCACUGCUUUCGUUUGAUCCUAAAUUUGACAGUGAGCCCCACUACGCUGUACUAAAGGAGCUUUUCAUCCAGACGUUUUCCACUCCACGCUACCACCCUAAAAGUCAGCCUUUUGUGGAUCACGUCUUCACAUUCACCAUUACAGACAACAGGAUAUGGUUCAGAAACUACCAGAUAAUUGAGGAGGAUGCCUCACUGGUGGAGAUUGGACCUCGAUUUGUUCUGAACCUUAUGAAGAUCUUUCAAGGGAGCUUUGGAGGGCCCACACUCUAUGAAAACCCAAACUUCCAGUCUCCUAACUUGCACCGGCGAGAGCUGCGACUGGCGGCAGCAGCCAAAGUACGUGAGAAGCAGCUGGUCAAGGAGAUGCAGAAAAUGAAGAGGACAGAAGCAAAGGAAAACUUGAACAAAGAUGUUACAGCUGAUGUCUUUGUCACACCAGCUGAGGAGAAGCCUGUUCACAUCCAAACGGAGGCACCUGAGCCAAAAGUGGUAAAGAAGAACAAACACAAAGCUUUCAAAAGACAAAGGAUGCAGAGGGCACGAAGAUAACUGGAUGGACUGAAUUUUGUUGAGUCACUGAUUGCUCAGUUUAAAGUCAGGUUAUUAGUCCCGUAUUGUGACCUUUUGUGGAAGAUUUCCUUUGAUGCAUCCCACAAUUAUCAUAAAAACCCUAAAAA